Molecule: messenger RNA, 981 nt
Organism: Dibothriocephalus latus
Lineage: Eukaryota; Metazoa; Platyhelminthes; Cestoda; Diphyllobothriidea; Diphyllobothriidae
Source: the annotation of a GenBank genome assembly
AUGAUCCGAGAAAUAUUCAGCAGAUUGAAAGGCCGAACAGAUCAACGCUACUCAAACUGUGGAUCGCCAUACGAGAAUCACCCUGUCAUUCACUCAAUAGCCUCCUCAUCUGCUGCUCCAAAAUCGCGGAGAUUUUCCCCGUCCCAAGUCAUUCCCUAUCAUGGAUCUCUCAACCCUGUCUUCAGUACCAGUGGAGACGCAUGCUCCACCAGUUCUUUAUCUCCGGCCAGAAGCUUUCAUUCGGCACAGGCCAUUACCACGGUUGCGGCCACCGCAGCCGUCUCCAAUAACGCCUUCUAUGAUGAACAGACAAUUAUCUUAGAGCGACUUGCCCGGGAAAGGAAAGUGCUUAGUGGAUUAGUCGAUCAACUGCAGCGUGAAGCUACUGUUAAAGACACUAAAAUCAAAAGAAUGGGUGAGGAGAUUAAUGAACUUAAACAAGAUAUCACACAGAAGGAUGCCUUUAUUAUUCAACUGCAGGCAAAGUUGGACGAAUUAUCUAAACUAGAAUUUGAUCGGGUUGCGUUGGAAAAGGAGAUACACACACGCGAAAAGCAAUGUUCGGCUGCGGAGCUGAAGUGUCAAGCCCUAGGCGAGGAGCUGAAUGCCGCUAAAAGUGAGAUUGAUGAGACACAGGCCGAAUUGAAGAGUAAAAAUAGCAGCAUCGAACAGCUGGAGGGAAAGCUGAAGACAGCAACUCAACGGCUUGAGGGUUUUCGAGAUCGACUCCGACAGAUACUUUUCGGUCAGGACAAUAGCAAUGACGAAGCGACUCUCGCGUUAAGCCCCACCGAAGUGGGCGACCAGGCUAGUGCAAACCCUGAGGACGAGCAAAGGUGUGAGACCAUUGACGAGAAGAUUGUAAACACGGUUAGUCGACUCAUGAAAGAUGUCUCCGGCCUGCAGGCUGAUGUGAACGUCCUGCGGCAGGAGAAGACUUCCCUGGAGAAGACAAGACAAGAUCUUCAGAAUGAGACUUCC